Molecule: messenger RNA, 975 nt
Organism: Dovyalis caffra
Lineage: Eukaryota; Viridiplantae; Streptophyta; Magnoliopsida; Malpighiales; Salicaceae
Source: the annotation of a GenBank genome assembly
AUGGACUAUUGGACUGGUGUUUUUAAGAUCCCAUCGGCACCUACUAGCACAAGUUACUGCAGAGUUGCAGUAUCUCUCUGCCUUUCAACUGCUUCCAAAACCCUUGCUGUGCCUGCUGCAAAUGCAAUUUUUUUCAAUGGAGAUAGAGUUGAAGGGACCAAGGAUCCCGUGAUUGAGAGAUUGUCUGAUUUGCAAAAAAUAGCUGAAAUUUUGGUUUCUAAAUUUGGGGGUUGUGUUAAUGCUUAUGUUAUUGAGGCUCCUGUUUUCAAUGGGCCUUUUGCUGUUUAUAAAGAUUUUAUUCCAUCCGUGAAUCGUUAUGGGGAGCCAAAAUCAUAUAACCCGGUUGGAAUGCCGGCUUCCAACUCAACCGUCACGGUCUUAUUGAAUUGCCUGAAAGAGGCUAAGAAAGUGAUUUCAAGAAGAGAGCAAGAACCAUUGUGCAAUAAUGUAUCUGCCUCAUCUUUUAAUCGGCCGAAAACAUACAUCCUUGGAUUUAGCAAGGGUGGCACUGUGCUUAACCAGCUAGUGGCUGAGCUUGGUUCAUUAGAAGUACAAUCCCAUAUGAAACCACAGCCAGCUAGUGGAGAAUUUUCGAAUGUUCAAGAAGAGAUUCAAAUCAUACCGAUUGCUAAAGAAGGCCUUUUAAACAGCAUUUCAGAGAUCCAUUAUGUGGAUGUCGGUUUGAACUCUCCUGGUGCUUAUAUCACCAACCAUGAUGUGAUUGAGAGAAUAUCCAAACGUCUUAUGCAAGGUGCUCUGGGAAUUCGUUUUGUCCUCCACGGAACUCCUAGGCAAUGGUGUGAUAGCAACCGAGUUUUGAUACGUAAUGAAAAAGACAAACUGCUUCAUCUGCUUGUAUCUGAAGCUCGAACAAGUGGAGGGAAAUUGCAGGUGUGUGAGAAAUUUUACUUCGGUGAUAGGCCUCCUGAUCUGCAAAUGCACUUUGAAAUAAUUGAAAAUAUCGAUGUUUGUUGA